AUGGUCGCUCAAAGAUACACACUUUCCGCGCUUAGGUCGACACUGUCGGCUGCCUCCAGCGCCCCCCGUCAGUCAGUUGCUACAUCCUCGCGCACGUUUGCUUCCACCCCCUACAACAGAUCCGAUCGACCACCCACGGGCUCUUUCUCGCCACACCAGAACGAUGCUUCCUCUGCCUCCACCUCGUCCACCAACGCGUUCUCCUCUUCAAGGCCUGCUGCAACCUUUGGAAUGGAUGGAUCAGCAUCGGACCACAAGCAGACGCAUUUCGGUUUCAAGACGGUGGCCGAAGAGGAAAAGGAGUCGAUGGUAGCCUCGGUCUUCUCCUCGGUAGCGUCCAAGUACGACGUAAUGAACGAUGCCAUGUCAUUGGGUAUCCAUCGACUGUGGAAGGAUCACUUUGUGUCCAAGCUCGACCCACGUGGCGGCAUCAAGGUUCUCGAUGUAGCCGGAGGCACCGGCGAUAUCGCUCUGCGCAUUCUCGAUCACGCCAGGACCAAGCACUUUGACCGCGAGACGCACGUAACAGUCCUAGACAUCAACCCGAGCAUGCUCAAAGAGGGCCAAAAGCGGUUCAAGCAGACCAUGUACUGGGGCGGCCCACAAGUCAGCUUCCAGCUGGGCAACGCUGAACAGCUCGAUUCUAGCAUGUCAGUGCCUGCCGAACCCGUGCGAGGUCCCAACAGCAAACAUCCCUAUCUUCCUCCACUGGAGAGCAAGCCCAUUCCGGAUGAGUCGAUCGAUCUGUACACCAUCGCAUUCGGUAUCCGCAACUGCACCCACAUCGACGAGGUUCUUCGACAAGCCUACCGUGUCCUCAAGCCGGGAGGGGUCUUCAGCUGUCUCGAGUUCGGUAAAGUGAACAUUCCCUUCCUGGCAGAGGCGUACAAGCAGUACAGCUUUAACGUGCUUCCUCCGCUGGGCCAGAUGCUGGCGGGCGACCGUGCUUCGUACCAAUACCUAGUUGAGUCGAUUGAGCGCUUCCCGACGCAGCCUCAGUUUGCAAGGAUGAUGAAGGAUGCCGGCUUCCACCUGCCUGGUUCGCCAACAGCAACAAAUCUCGGCUUCCCUGCAGAGUCUGGAAGUGCGGCAGGAAGCGAAGAUGUCGCCGGUGCCUGGGAGGAUCUCACCUUUGGUGUUGCGACCAUCUGGACUGGAAUCAAACUCUGA
This is a messenger RNA of Mycosarcoma maydis (corn smut), 1170 nucleotides long. Its product is annotated as putative ubiquinone biosynthesis, methyltransferase. Gene Ontology annotation, molecular function: methyltransferase activity. NCBI's taxonomy places the organism in Eukaryota, Fungi, Basidiomycota, Ustilaginomycetes, Ustilaginales. Gene Ontology annotation, biological process: ubiquinone biosynthetic process. Bases 1 to 1170 code for a protein of 389 amino acids. The record is from RefSeq and is a predicted model, not a curated record. The transcript has a single exon.